This is a messenger RNA of Meriones unguiculatus (Mongolian gerbil), 1107 nucleotides long. RefSeq names its product histidine protein methyltransferase 1 homolog. Gene Ontology annotation, molecular function: protein-L-histidine N-tele-methyltransferase activity. Lineage: Eukaryota; Metazoa; Chordata; Mammalia; Rodentia; Muridae. The record is from RefSeq and is a predicted model, not a curated record. Gene Ontology annotation, biological process: peptidyl-histidine methylation, to form tele-methylhistidine.
AUGGCCUUUCAAUUCAAUUUCAGUAUAGAAGAAGAUCUGGAAAAUAAAGUAGCACCCCUUGGUGAUGGAACUUUGACCCUGGAUUCAUCAUCAGUCUCAAAAAGUCAAAACGGAAAGCAGGACAGAAAGUCUUCUGCAGAACUGUCGGGUGUGCCUGCAGAUUGCUUGUGGGACUGCUCCUCAGUGGGAAAUGCAGCUUCCUCUGAAGACACUGACAGCCCACUCAGGACAACUGACAGGUCAGGUGACCCAGAAGCCUGUGAAAAACAGCCCUCCUUGAGAGCUGCUAAAGAACAUGCUAUGCCUCACGAUUUUAAUCAGGUCUUAGAAAAUAAAGUUAUGGAAAGGUUGCCUGGUCCCCAGCAUGUUAACACAACAGUAGUGAAAACCAUCUCGUUGAAAGAGAAAUUCCCCGGAGAAAACAUAGUUUCAGAAAGCUUUUCUUCGCAUUCUGAUCUGAUUCCAGGUGUUUAUGAAGGAGGCUUAAAAAUCUGGGAAUGUACCUUUGAUCUCCUGGCUUAUUUCACAAAGGCCAACGUGGAAUUUGCUGGACAAAAAGUGUUGGAUCUUGGCUGUGGAUCCGGAUUGCUUGGAAUAACUGCAUCGAAAGGAGGAGCUGGAGAAGUUCAUUUUCAAGAUUAUAACAGCUUGGUGACUGAUGAAGUUACCUUACCUAAUGUAGUUGCUAACUUCCCUUUGCAGGAUGACAGUAAUGAUGUAAAUGAGCCAGAUGAGAAAAGACAAAGGAAGUCAAAAGUAGCCCAAGAAAUAUGUAAAUGCCGGUUAUUCUCUGGGGAGUGGUCUGAGUUUUGUAAGCUUGUAUUAAGUGAAAAAGUGUUUGUGAAAUAUGACCUCAUUCUCACUUCAGAAACCAUUUAUAAUCCAGAUUAUUACAGCACUUUGCAUGAAACAUUUCUCAGACUGUUGAGUAGGAAUGGCCAUGUGCUUCUAGCAAGCAAGGCACAUUAUUUUGGUGUUGGUGGUGGCGUUUAUCUUUUUCAGAAGUUUGUAGAAGAAAGGGGUGUAUUUGAGACUAGAACACUUGAAAUAAUUGAUGAGGGUCUCAAGAGAUUUCUAAUUGAAAUGACCUUUAAGCACCCCAGUUAA